Molecule: messenger RNA, 6473 nt
Organism: Carassius gibelio (silver crucian carp)
Lineage: Eukaryota; Metazoa; Chordata; Actinopteri; Cypriniformes; Cyprinidae
Product: enhancer of mRNA-decapping protein 4
Exons: 30
Coding region: 145-4374 (1409 amino acids)
Biological process (GO): deadenylation-independent decapping of nuclear-transcribed mRNA
Cellular component (GO): P-body
Molecular function (GO): protein binding
Source: RefSeq, a predicted model, not a curated record
AGGCGGGGGAAUGAAAUGCAGGGAACGCUCGCCGGAAGUUGACGGACGUUUUGCAAGCUUUUAUGAGAGGAGCGAGUUCAGACACAAAACUAAUCUAUUGAGAAUUCGACAGUUUCCAGUGAUUUAAUCCCCCAUCCCUUCUCUAUGGCUUCUGGUUCCAACAUGGACAUAGAGGGCGCGACCCAGCACCUUCGGGACAUCUUAAAACUGGAUCGUCCCGAGCCCUCUUCGGUAGAGAGCCAGAGAAAACCAUCUUUCAAUGGAGAGUUGAAUGGUGUUCUUGGAGCGGAUCUCAUUGGUGCAGGAGGACUUGCGACAAUGGUGGAGACGACUGCUCACAACUCAGACAAACUUAAUGGACAGGACACACAGACUAUCUGCCUUUCAGGAGACGAUGGGUCCACCUGUGUGCCCAUCAGAGCAAACAAUGUUGAAAUUGUGUCCAGUCGUGACUCUAGUAUUGACAGUAAGGCUCGUGGCAGCAACAAGGUUAAAAUUCAGCCAGUGGCCAAAUAUGACUGGGAGCACAAAUACUACUAUGGCAAUUUAAUAGCCGUGUCCAACUCAUACUUGGCUUAUGCCAUCAGAGGCGCAAACAAUCAUUCUAUGAUCCGAGUGCUGCGGCUGGGAUCAACCGAGCGUUCACUGCUGAAGGGCUUCACCGGCGCAGUCACGGACCUUGCUUUCGCCCACUUGGACUCCAACUUGUUGGGCUGCGUGGAUGAGGCUGGAAACAUGUUCAUUUGGCAGCUCACCAGCCACAGCAGCAAAAUACAAGAUGAAGUGAUCGUUCACAUCCGAAGGCCUGAGGACACUCCACUAAAUUCCAACCGCAGACUCAUCUGGUGUCCCUUCAUCCUGGAGGACAAUGAUGAGAACCCAGAGGAUGCGUGUCAGACACUGGCACUCCUUCAUGAAGACAGAGCUGAGGUUUGGGACCUUGACAUCCUCCGAUCCAGUAACAGCUCGUGGCCCGUGGACGCCACAGACCUGAAAGAGGGCUUCAUCACCAUUAGAGGACACACAGCACGCAUUAGUGAGGGAGCUCUGUCCCCUGAUGGCACGGUCUUGGCCACUGCCAGUCAUGAUGGAUUUGUAAAGUUUUGGCAAAUCUACAUUGAAGGACAGGACCAACCCAGCUAUGAUGAGCAUAAGAGACUUCUUUCAAAAACACAAAAUCUUACCGACUCCAAACCAACCAAACGAUGCCUGCAUGAAUGGCAGCCUCAUAAUGGACGGCCUCUUUCCUGCCUGUUCUUUUGUGACAACCACAAGAAGCAAGACCCGGAAGUUCAUUUCUGGCGCUUCCUGAUCACUGGAGCGGAUCAGAACCAGGAACUUAAGAUGUGGUGCACAGUGUCAUGGACGUGCUUACAAACUAUCAGGUUUUCCCCAGAUCCAUUCAACAGCAGUGUACUACCCAGCCUGAAGGCCAGUUUGGACCUGUCUGCAGAAUUUCUCAUUCUCAGUGAUGUUCAGAGGAAGGUAUUGUACGUCAUGGAGGUGUCACAGGAUCAGGAAAAAGGUUGUGCCAGCUUCACUGCAGUUUCAGAGUUUCUGCUUACACACCCUGUGCUCAGCUUCGGCAUACAGGAUGUCUCCCGCGCCAGACUGCGCCACACAGAGGUCCUUCCCCCUGAUGAGGAAAGUGAAAGCAUGACGACAGAAGGAAACCAGGGACACUCGGAGUCCAAAUCAGGAAUCCAGAUUAAACUGUACUGUGUGCAUACAAAAUCACUACAGGAUGUGCAGAUCUGGUUCCAGCCCAAUCAGGGGGCCUCUUCCUCCCUUUUCAUGCCACAGUCUGGAUCACAGGAUAGCUUUGGUUUUUCUGACCCACUGGCUGAUCUGAAUGUGGAGGCAAUGAGCUCUGAUAAAGAGUCUGGUGAUAGUGGAUCACAGAAUGACCUGAGUAAGAUUCUGGCUCUUCCAACUCCAGCUGACUUCAUGAGUCCAGCCCCAUCAGCCUUGCCCAAACUCAUGACCCCAGAUGCCUUCAUGACGUCCAGCACCUCCAUGCCCGCUUCUCCUGGCAGCAGUGCCAGCAGCCUGACCAUAGUCACGGCCAUGAGCAGCUCAGAUAGCGGUGCAAGAGGUGGAGAUGAUCUGGCCCAGAGCCCUAAAAUGUCUGUUGAAUGUGGCAACAGCAGCUUGACUCUGAAUGCCAGCGCAGGCAGUCCAAGAUCCAACUCUAUCCUCAUCUCAGGCCUUGGGGAAAAUAUCCAGGUUUCCUCUCCAAACCCUCCUCUCUCCCUGGAUCUCCAGGUCUUAGACCCCAUAGUUGUCCCCCAGGCCUCUCCGACCAGAGCUCGCUCUCCGGAUGUCAUCUCCUCUGCUUCUACAGCAAUGUCCCAGGACAUCCCCGAGAUUGCCUCAGAGACCCUGCAGAGGGGGCUGGCUGGUGCCGCUGCUGACUCAGGCCCCGUCCUGCAUUCUGACAGUAUGGCAUCAGCCGCAUCAGUCCUCCACCUCUUGUCUCCAAGAGCCCGGAGCAGUGCUGAGCACAGUUUGCUGCCUCUGGAAUUGGGUGCAGCAUCCGUGGAUGGAGAACAGAGACACAAUAACACACCCUCACUGCUGGAGACGGCUCUGUCGCAGGAGAACGCAGUAGCGGCUGGAGGAUCCUGUUCUGACAGCAGUGUGAACCACACCUGGCCCGCAGCACCUGAUAUCACACGAGAAACUCGCAACAGCUUGAGAGACAAUGGUUUGGGAGACUGCUCUAGAGAGGAAAUAAAGGACAGACACAUUUCUUCUCCAUACCACAGGCGCACAUAUCACCUGACUCAGAACGACAGUCAAGAUGCAAGUGCAGAGCAGAGUGAUCAUGAUGACGAGGUUGCCAGUCUGGCCUCCUCCUCGGGAAAUUGUGGCCCUCGCUCCUCUCACAGACUUCCUGUGAAAGACUGGAAAACAUCUCCCCGCAGCUCCCCUAAGCUCAAGAGGAAGAUCAAGAAGGAUGAAGGAGAGUCCUCACAGUCUAGACAGAUUGAGAACCAGAUGAGCACAGAGGUGCAGGAUGAGCUCCUACAGAUGUUACGGAGCCAGCAAAGAGAGAUCGCUGAGCUAAGACGGAACCAGCUGGAACUUCUGCAGAGAGUCACCAGCCACAUGGACGCCGUGCAGAGCUCCAUCAUGGCUCACAUUGAGCACGCCAUGUUGGCUCAGCAGGAGCAAGAACAGAGAAGAAUGGAGAGAAUUCUGGCUGAAGGACAAAGCCGGAACCAACAGCUCCAGGACCAGCUGGUUCAGCAGCUCGUCCAGACUCUGAACAACAGUCUCUGCAACCGGCUAGACAAAGUUUUGCGGGAAGAAAUGAAGAAGACCGUCCCACAGGCCAUAUCGAAGAGUCUAGAACCUGUGACUGGACAGAUGAGCAGUACCAUCGCUGCCAAGUUAACCGCAGUGGAAGGAACACUGAAGGAAAAUGUCAUCAAAGUUGUUAAAUCCAAGAACACGACGGAUGCUAUCGGCCGUGCUGCUGCAGAGGCCAUGCAGGGUCCCAUCCAGUCAGCCUACAAAGAGACCUUCCAGAGCAUCGUGCUGCCCGUGUUUGAGAGAGGCUGCCAGUCUAUGUUUCAGCAGAUCAAUGACAGCUUUAAACAGGGAACCAACGAGUACAUCCAACAGCUGGAGAUGCACAUCAAGAACAGGAAACAGCGGGACCAGGAUGCACGGGAUCCUGUGAUUGGCCAGCUGCAACAGAUGAUUGACGCGCUCCAGAAUUCUCAAGACCAGCUGGCCACCACUGUGACGACCAGCGUGUGCUCUGACGUUCAGCAUCAGCUCCACAUGAUCGUGGGAAAUCUGCAGGACUCAAUCCUGACACAGGUGCAGCGCAUAGUGAAGGGAGAGGUGAGUCUGGCCAUGAAGGAGCAGCAGGCAGCUGUCACCUCCAGCAUCAUGCAGGCCAUGCGCUCGGCCGCAGGAACACCUGUACCCUCUGCACAUCUGGACUACCAGGCCCAGCAGGCCAGCAUACUGCAGUUACUACAGCAGGGCCAGCUCAAUGAGGCCUUCCAACAGGCUUUAUCUGCAGCCGACUUGAAUCUGGUGCUGUACGUGUGUGAGACCAUUGACUCCCAGCAAGUGUUCGGCCAGCAGCCCUGUCCACUCCAUCAGGCCGUCCUUCUGUCUCUCAUCCAGCAGCUCUCCACCAACCUGAGCACACGCACAGAACUCAAGAUCAGCUAUCUUGAAGAUGCUGUAAUGAACCUGGACCAUGGUGAUCCAGUCACCAGAGACCACAUGUCUGCAGUGCUGUCCCAGGUACGACAGAAGCUCUUACACUUCCUGCAGCAGGACGCCCACGGCCCGCUGAGCAAGCGUGCUCGGCGCCUCAUGAUGAUGCUGCAGGGUCUGGUCAGUCACUAGAAGAGCCCCUCCGGAUGACGCAGCUGACAUCUUCACAUUGUUCUGCAGUCUCGUAGAUGACCGUCAUGACCUCAUACCACCCUGCUGUUCAGUUGCUUUAUCUGUGCUCUGCAGCUUAUUGGCUCUCUCAAGUAGUACUAUUGGGAGUUGUAGUCCAGGCUUGGACUAUAUAUAGGUGGCUUUGGACUACCCCCCCCCCAUCUUUCCCUCCCUCGUUCCUUAAAGACUAUUUUUGAUUUAGUUUCUCGGCACAUGUGAAUAAUCCUCAGUUUGUAUGCAACACCACCAUGAAUGCAGAACGGGACAUGGUUACUUCAGUUUUUUCAUUAUGCGUUCAAUACCAGGAGACCACUUUUUUUUUUUUUGCUUACUGUGAGGAAUGGAUGGUUUCCUGGCUGCUCUGCUUUUUUUUUGUUCCCCUAUUAUUAUAUAUUAUGGUGGAAUGCUGUCGAACGUUAUCGCUAAAGGUUGCAUUUAGGCCACUUAUCUGACUCCACUGUUUUGCUGAAAAUAAUUUGGCCGAGUUGCUGCUUUGUCAUGUCAAGUGGAGCGUCAUACAUGUUCCUGGAAUUUUUGUUAAUGCUAUUUGAAAUGGCCAAAGCAAGUUUUCAAUUCUGGACUAUUGCAAAGUCGACCCAUUUUCCAAUCAGCAGAGCCCUGUAAAAUAUAGAAGAGGGCUUAUUAUGUUACCAAGGAAUGCUAACAACAUAUUAACUUAGAAUUCUUCAAGUGGAGCCUCGAGUCUGUAACUUGUAGUACGUCUGUAAGUCUCUAGAGGGCAGGCAUUUAUGUUAUCAUCUUUCUAAUUUUAUAUGCUGCUUAUGUGAUUUUUCAGCUCUUCUGCAGAAUUACACUAAAGUGAAUGCAACAAGGCUCUUUUUUUUUUUAAAUACAGGGUUUUUUUCUGUGAAAAUUGUCUUUCUGUAUCGCAGCACCCAAAUAUUUGAAAGUGUUCGAGAAAGUGGCCCGUUCUAGUUGAUUGUAUUUGAUUUAGACUGAGAUUGCAACACUUGUUUUUGAUUAGGAGGGACUGUAUGGUCAUGCCCUCUGAUAAAGGAAGAACAAAAAGAAAGUGCCUUAUCAGACUAUUGUGCAUCAUAUAUUGGUAAUCGGGUCCUCUGAACCUACAUUGGGUGCCACGUUGGUGUGUGUGUGGCUCCAAGCAAAUUUUCUUUUUCACUAAAACACGGAAUUGAAGUUGGGAAUGGACAGGUUUGUUACUGAAAUAUUUUCUUGCAAGUGCUGUAAGCUGUGAUCUGAUUUUAUUUUUUCAGUCAUUUAUUCCUCACAAGUUUCAUGCUAAUGCGAGGAGGAAGUGCCGGCCCCGUUGAUUGUGUUUGUGUUUGUGUUAACUCAUUAUAGUUCCCCUGUCGUCUUUAUUUUUAGAGCUGGGCAUAUUAUAUCCAUAGCCAUUUGCAGCAGUCAAUGUGGCUCAUUAGGACAUUUUUACAGGGUGUAAGCAAUGUGUCCUCUUUUGUUUUUUUUUCUCAUAUGUAUAAAAAAAAAAAGCUCUGUAACCGACAUGAUCCUGCUGCGCAAUUGUGGGUAAAUCUGAGGCGCUAGUAAGGAUGUAUUAAACUCAGCAUGCUUGCAUGCUAAUGGUGAGAGCCAUGUACUCAAACAUAGUUAACCUGUUUUUACAAAUUCAACACCCCACUUUUGUUUAAUCUUUGUAAACCUGGAUUAAUCCUGUUUCAUCUUCAUUUCUCUUUCUUGCAUAGUAUAGAGUCCAGCAAAGACGACCUGUGAUCAGAUCGAUUCUCUGAUUCAGUUUUAUGUUUUGUCAGGUUGAAAGCGUCCUCUUGUCAGUUUUAAGAUUUGUUGCAGUGCAAGGUUAAUUGAUUUUCGAUGCUGUUUUAGACAUGUCUGAUGAUGUCUGGGUUACUGUACUAAUACACAUUGCCUUCAGUUUUUGAGGCUUACAAACUUUUUGUUUUUGUUUGCAUUGCAGGUUGUGUAUGAAAAUGUAAUUGUAAUUUUUUUUCCCAUUGUGUUUCGAUUUUUGUUCCUUGUGUUUGCAAUUCUGUUGUAUAUUUUACACUCAUUUCUUUCAUUGUAGACUUUUUGGAAUAAAAAAGGAAAACAUUGUUCAAUGUUCA